AUGUCCGGAGAAGACAUCAAUCCCGUGCCUAAGAAGAGAGCAAAUAUGGCAUUACCUGGAGCUUCAUGUUGCAGCUCAUUUUCUUACUCGAGAUCGGCUGCAAUCAGAUACAUGAGUGCCAUGUACACCAAAAUUCCAGCAGAUAUUGAAUCGAAAAUACCUUCAAUGACCAAAGCUCUAGAACUCUUAGACGGUGGAGAAUCGAAUUCAUUGAAAUUAGAUCUGAAGAAGGAAAAAUGGGAUCUCAUAAGAGAUUGUGGUGGACACAAUGGAAAGGGUGAAAGUGGAAAAGCUGAAGACGAAAAAGAUCGGGAUCUGAGUCAAAUGUGGUGGCAUUCGUGA
Fraxinus pennsylvanica is the source of this 342-nucleotide messenger RNA. Lineage: Eukaryota; Viridiplantae; Streptophyta; Magnoliopsida; Lamiales; Oleaceae. The record is from the annotation of a GenBank genome assembly.